AUGGGAGAGUUCGACAAUUUGUUUUCUUGCUCUGGUCUCUUGUGUCAAGAAACUGAAGAAGCUUGUUUUUCUGAAAUCGAAGGAGAAGAUGAUGAAAGUAUUUAUUUGAAAUAUUAUAAGUCAUGUUUUGUUUUAGAGACUGAAGAUGAGUAUAUUGAGAAGAUGAUACAGAGAGAAACUGAUGUGGUAUUCAAAACUAACGUAUGUUUUAGUGAUUGUCCAACUGCCAGUAAAAGUUGGCUGGAAUGUGCUCGCUUGGAUGCUAUUGAAUGGAUUUUCAAUACAAGAACAACCUUUGGAUUCCAAAUUCAUACGGCUUACCUGUCUGUCACCUAUUUUGAUCUCUUUCUUUCAAAGAGAUCCAUUGAUGAAGGGAAGUUGUGGGCCAUUCAAUUGUUAUCCAUAGCAUGUUUAUCAUUGGCAGCAAAAAUGGAGGAAUGCAGAGUACCUGCUUUAUCAGAAUUUCCUAUACAAGAUUAUCAAUUUGAGAAUAAAGUGAUUCAAAGAAUGGAGCUAUUGGUACUUAGUACAUUGGAGUGGAAGAUGGGUUCUAUCACACCUUUUCCUUAUUUGCAUUACUUCAUCAGUAAAUUUUACGGUGAAUCUAGGUUUAAAGAAUUAGUCUCCAAAGCUCUGGAGCUUAUCUUGGCUAUGAUAAAAGAAACCCGUUUGGUGGAUCAUCGACCAUCGAUUAUUGCUGCGGCUGCAGUGUUGGCUGCUUCUGAUGGUCGAUUAACAAGACAAGCAAUGGAGCUCAAGAUGGAUUUCGUUUCAUAUUGGGGAUCUGUAGAAAAUGAACGAAUAUUUGCCUGCUAUAAUAUGAUGCAGGAAAUAGAGAUGAGAAAAUCCAAGACACCAAAGUUUGUUAUUUCCUCAAAUUAUUCUUCGGUACAUUAUAACUCAAUUCGUGCUCCUGAGAAUUCUUCUGCUGUCACUACUGGAGCUGGCACCAAGAGAAAACUUACAUUCAAUGAGUCUGAUCAAAAUAGCCGGGCAAAGAAAAUCUGUCGGCCAUAAUGAAUGGAGUUUGAUAUUCUUUUUGUGAUAGGAUUUGGGUUUAUUGAUUGGAUUAUUUUGACAGAAAAAAAAUUGGUUCUUGCAAUUUGAUUUGCUUAUAGGUCUAAUGAGUGUUUUCUGCCAUUUCAUUAUGAUUUGGUGUUGAUGAUUGGGAGAUUCCAUUUUCCAAUAACAAACAAAAGUUUUUAGCCUGUGACAACCAAGAAGAUAGAGAAAAAGGGAAAGUAGAUAAAUAAAAAGGGAUAGCUUUAGCCUACUGUAAGAAGUAUGAAGCCCACUGAGAGUCCAAACGCCAUUGAGGAGGAAGAGAUGAUAAGAGAAUGCCAGAAGGAAAUGAAGACCAUUUGUUUAUAUUUGUUUCCUGUACUGUUUGAUUUGAAGAAUGCUAGUGUUUCUUACCCACUGUU
This is a messenger RNA of Durio zibethinus, 1424 nucleotides long. RefSeq names its product cyclin-D5-1-like. The record is from RefSeq and is a predicted model, not a curated record. NCBI's taxonomy places the organism in Eukaryota, Viridiplantae, Streptophyta, Magnoliopsida, Malvales, Malvaceae.